Leguminivora glycinivorella is the source of this 5826-nucleotide messenger RNA. It is a transcript of the gene Cals, whose product is annotated as calsyntenin-1. Gene Ontology annotation, molecular function: X11-like protein binding; calcium ion binding; amyloid-beta binding. The record is from RefSeq and is a predicted model, not a curated record. Gene Ontology annotation, cellular component: postsynaptic membrane; cell surface. Gene Ontology annotation, biological process: positive regulation of synapse assembly; positive regulation of synaptic transmission; homophilic cell-cell adhesion. Lineage: Eukaryota; Metazoa; Arthropoda; Insecta; Lepidoptera; Tortricidae.
CAUCCGUCAUCCGCCAUUUGCGAAAGUAGCCGAUCGCUGCUCCGCAGCGCGAGUGUCGUACGUUUGAGUAUGUCGAGAGUGUAAUUUGUUAUUUUCAAUUAAACUGUGACUUCUGUGCGGGAUUUGAGCAGUUAAAAUGAUUGUGAGAUUUUUGAGCGUGCUGUGCCUGGGAGUUUUGGUGGCUUCGGCGCACAAUGCCGAAGGAAACAACGACAAUGAAGACGUACCAUACUUGGAGCUGGCGGAACCCGACGAAGGCUACCACGGCCUGAUCCGGGAGAAUGAGACCCUGGUGGAGGUGACCCCUGCCAUCAGGGCUAGGGGACCUCUGUGCUCGUUCCUGAUACUGAACAAUAAGCACCAUGGAGAAGCACCGUUCGAGAUAAUGGUCAUCGACGAGAACGAGGCUCGGCUGCGCGUGCGCUUCCCUCUCAACUGCGAGAAGAGACGGAACUACAAGUUCGACAUCGCUGCCGUGGGUUGUGACGGCUCCUAUUCCAACACGGUCCCCGUCCACAUAACUGUCACAGACGUCAACGAGUUCGCACCCGUCUUCCCCCAGACGGCGUACGUCAAGUCUGUAGACGAAGGAAAGAUCUAUGACGAGAUAGUCCGCGUGGAAGCAACCGAUCGGGACUGCACGCCGAGAUAUGGCGAUGUGUGCAAGUACGAGAUCUUGACGGAUCGAAGCCAGCCCUUCGCUAUCGAUACCUACGGUGUGAUUCGCAACACGGAACCCCUGGAUUACGAGAUCCACAACCACAUCUUAUCCGUCGUCGCUUACGACUGUGGGAUGAUGCAGUCAGCUCCAGUAAUGGUCACCAUUAAAGUCAACAAGCCGUGCCGUGCUGGUUGGAAAGGUGUGGCAGAACGCGUGGACUACGCCCCCGGCACGGGACCCCUCGCCCUGUUCCCGGCCGCCCGCCUCGAGGCCUGCUCCUCGGACGAACGCUGCCCUGGAGUGACCAGGAUCCAAGCUGCUGUGACUCUUCAGGCUUCAAGAGCUGGGUCUGGUUGCGAUCGGGAUACUUAUGCCAUACAUUCGCAAAGGACUAUUUGUGGUUUGGACCCGCAGACGGUAGACCUUCUACCCAGUCCGGGCGCUGGCAACGAAUGGGCGAAGGCUCUCAAACCUGAUUCAGGUCGUGACGGCGAGCAGAUGUUCGAAUUCGACGGCUCAACGACAGCCGCAGCGGUGCCAGCUAGCGUGCUCCCGUCUUCUUUAGCCGGCAGUUUCUCCAUCUCCACAUGGAUGCGACAUGCACCGCCGCCGGACCAUGAUAAACAUAGGAAGGAGCAUGUGCUGUGUCUCGCUGAUGACCACAAAAUGAACCGCCACCACUACGCCCUGUUCGUUCGCAAUUGCCGCCUGAUCCUGCUGCUGAGGAGAGAUUUCGGAGACGGAGACCUCAACAUCUUCAGACCGGCUGAGUGGCGCUGGAAGAUCCCUGAGGUGUGCGACAACGAAUGGCAUCACUACGCUGUCAACGUUCGCUUCCCGAAUGUAGAACUCUUCGUGGACGGAGAACCCUAUCGAGCUCUUGAUGGGAAGGGGCCUGAAGUCAUUGACGAUUGGCCACUGCACCCGGCCCAUGGAGUCAAUACCACGCUGGUUGUUGGAGCCUGUUGGCAAGGAACGGAAGGCGACAUGAAGCACCACCUGCACGGCUGGCUGGCCGGGCUCGGCGUGCUCGUGCACAACGUGCAAACACCAGCCGCGCUCAAAUGCGUCGCGCACUGCCAAGAGGGGCUCAGCUUGGCGCCUGAUCUAUACUUGAAAUCGGUGUCAGUGGAAGGUGACGGUGUUGCUGACGUGGAAACCUUACUGCGUCGUGUCGCCUACGGCGAUGCACGAGCCUUCCCUACCCCGGGCCGCAGGAAUGUACACGUAGCCACCACUAUCACAUGCGACAACGGCCGCAUAAUCAAAGCGAAGCCCGCCGAGUCCUACAUCAUGGUUCUCCAGCCGCAAACGCCCAGCAUCCUGAUAAAUGGCACCGAUGACGCGGCCACAGACUACACACACUUCCGCAAGGGGGUCCGGGUCUUCCCGGAGCUCAGCGUGAGGGUUAUUGCAGCGCAACACGGCGCUGUCAAAGACGCAGAAGCCCAAAAACUCGACUCCUGCGUUGUCUCCGUGUACCCAGCACUCAACCCGGACCACGAGACCUUGUCUCUUCGCUCGGCCUCGGAACUGCCUCUACGUUACGACAUCCGCGCGGCCGUGACGCGAGACGGCGUCAUACUGACUGGCUCGGACGCUGUACACAACUAUCAACAGGUCCUCCGUGAAAUCGAGUAUAGCAACAAAAAGCCAGCGUACUAUCUCAACCGCGUGUUUAAGCUGACUUGCUCCGAGCUAGACGGCCGGUUCACGAGCAACGAAUACGUUCAAACGCUCACGGUUGUGCAUCCUAAAAUGACCGGGGACGGUUUGGCGCGCGAGCUACACCCAAGCGGAGUUGCUGACAAAAUGGACGCUGUUGCCAGAGACAAACAGCCGUCGCACGUGCACGGGCACGCAAUGCAACCGCGCGUGUACGCAGCGCACGCGCAACGCGACUCGCACUCCGCCGAGAUGCCGUCUGCGCGGCUGCUCGACGCGCCCACCAGCGCUACCAAUCACGUGGCCCUCCUAAUCGGCGUGAUAGCGUGCGGCGUGCUCGUGCUGGCGGGCGGGGUGGGGCUGGCGCGCGCGCGCGCGCCGCGCCCGUCGCCCCGCGCCCGCGCGCCCAAGGACGAGAUGGCUUGGGACGACUCCGCGCUCACCAUCACGCUCAAUCCUAUGGAUGAGCAGGCCGCAGCAGAAAUGGGCACGGCCGGCGCGGCCGAGUUAAGCUCCGAUGGAGAGUCGUGUGACGAUUCCGACUCUGACCGACACGACUCGUCCGAUGAAGACGAGGAAGUGGUGUCCGGAAAGCAGCACAAAUACAGAAACAUCAGUCAGCUGGAGUGGGACAACAGCACCAUGUAAUCCUGCAUCUCUCUCGCACGCGAGCCACGCCUCUAUCGCUAUCUCGCUCACCAAACUGUCUGCAUUAGUUUUCUACGUGUUGAAUGUGUUGUUAUGUAAAGAUUAAGAGGUGCAUUCGACGAUGAUGUCGCUUACGUAACGCCUUUCUGUAUGGCAGCAUCCUAAAUCAAAUCGACUACCAAUUUUUUUGCAAAGACAUGAAAUACUUCAAAAAAUAAUAAAACUUUGUGAGCUUUUUCAGAAGUAUUUGUAGUACCUAGAUGGCGUUACGUAAGAGAAGUUUACGUGGAAUGCUCCAAAAGAGGUUUGUGACAAUCGAUACACUGGUGUGUGUAUAUUUAAUUUUUGUCUUUGAAGUUUAGAAAUAAUGACUUUGAGUGUUUGUGGGAAUACUAGAAAGUGAAAUGUUACGAUCAAUGUAAAAUAAAACAAAAAAUGAGCAACUAGAUGGAUUCAAGUUGUAAUUGCAAAGAAAGUAAAAAAUACUUUCUUUGCCUUAGUAGCUUUGGUAAAGAAAAUUUUAAAUCGACUGAUUGGGCAAAAUAGAAUAGUUGACUAAGAUUAAAUUUGACGUCCCAAUCGGUAUACGAGUUACUUGAGGAAAUAAGGCGAAAACUAAAAAUAAUGCAGAUUAAACUAAUGCAAACUGUUUGCAAUCUAUCUCUGUCGCACAUUAGGACGAGCCUAGUGUGCGACAGAGACGACACAGCGACCCACAGUACAGUACGGAAUUGAUUUCUCGAGGUGUAGAAGCUUGGCACAAACCACGGCACAAUUUAUCUUUUAAUUUGUAGUUUAUUGUAACUAAGUCUAAAAUUGAUCAUAUCAAGUUUAUACGUAAAUGAUUUCCGCGGACUAUUGUUGCCGAUGGCGCGAAUGUACUUAACGUGUUUUUGAACGCGCCGAGCGGCCAUUUUGUGAUGGCGGCCAUCUUGUCUGCCACGGCAGCCAUUUUGUGCCCGCCAUGUUGGCAGCAGCAGUUCGCUCCGCGCUUGCUUUGUAGUACUGAGUACUCUACUCUAGAACUCUUUUCUAAUCUUUUUUUAAAAAUAAGUGGAAACAACUGUAUGUACUAAAUAACAGUAGUCGUUGUAAUUUCGUAUGGAAUCAGUAUAGCUCGUAAUAUAGCUUGUAAGUGAUCAAAUACUAUGUAUAUUGAAUACUUAAGAGAUAUGUUGUAUGCUUCACUUUUCAAGUAUAUUUUGCUACAAUUUUUUUUAGUUUAAGACACCCACGGCGAUGCCUGUUUGCGUUUUUGGUUCAAAGUGCAUUUAACAUUUUAAUUUGAAGGUACAAAAGCUUCGUACAAUUUGUAGUUAUUGUCGUUCGACAAAGAAAUGUCCAAAAAUACUUCUACCCUUUAUGAGCUUCUCAAAGAUCGGCUUAAAUGUAUAUUAGGCACAGAUAUUUUGAAAAAAAAAAUAGAUGUACGAUAUUAUACAAGUAAUAUACAAAAUGGUAUCGACAGCUACUAUAUAAUUAAUUAUAUAUAUAUUUUGAAUGCGUUAAGGGAUUUUUACUAACAAUUAGGUAGUAAGAGGCGGUCUCGCCGCCGGUCUAACUCUAGGUAGGGUUUUAUUUGGGUCUAUCGGUAGUGCGUCUCGCUCGCACGCCAUCUGUGCCCAUCCCCGUGACAGAGAAAGAAUAUAGAAACAAAAACACUACUUUAUUCUCAAAAAAUAUAAGCAGAGCACAUAAAAAUGGUCAAGUUUCUGCGCCACUCUUAAGCAAUUAAGGGCGGAAUCUAUGUCCGUGUGUGUUAUCUAAAAAUGUAUAUAAGUAUCCACAUCAUAAUGGUCUUGCAGAAAAUGCAGUCGAAUGUGCAAAAAUAAAUAAGCCUAGACGGGACACUUUAAAGAAUCGAAUUUUGUCAAAGUGCUCGCGCUUGCGAUUCUUCUGGUCUUGCAAGUGUCCAUGGAUGACUAAAGUGAUUAUCAUCAGAUGUCCCAUGUGUUCGAUUACCAUUAAAUUUAUCAUAAUACAUAUAUAUUUUAUCUCAAAGUCACGGGGUUGGUACAUUGACGUUAUGUGGUUGCAUAUCAUGGGAAGUUUGCCAUAUUAGUGUUAUAUAUUCGACUGUACGACCCCAAGCAAUCGUUGAUAUAAUCAUUUUGUCUUUGUCACUAGUUAGCGUUGUUGUAUGUUGCCGUUUCUCUCGCACAUUUGGCGGUUACUGGCGGGUUGUGUGUUCAGCAUUGUUAUAAGCUAGGUUGAAUUGUCUCAUAGCAUUUUGUUCGAAAACUAUAUAAGUGCAUAAUGUAAAAAUAUGCCUAGAAUUACUUAGUAUUUUUGUCUGUCAAUUUUCUGACAAUAAGCGAUCAUCGUACUUAUAAAAUGUCCGAUAUGUGUCAUAUCAUGUCAACUGUCAUAUAGGUUUUAUUAGUUGUAAUAUCUAUAAAACAGUGAGUGUUAAGGGGCAAUACAUAAUAUAUAAUUAAAGAAACAUAUGUUGUUGUAUAAAUUAAUAUAAUUUCGUAUUAAUAAGGCUAUGAGACAGACUUAAACCCUACUUGUUCGGUUAGUGAAAUCGUGCCAUCUCAAACAACGAAAAUGACACCUGUCAUUUUGACAGCUGUCAUUCUGUCACACAGCCCGGUGUAUUAAGUUUCUGCUUCAAGUUUCCCGUUAUGUUUGUUCUUGUCAACCGUCCAACGCUAUUUUAAUGUUUUUAACCUAGUUUAUGAUCUGAAAAGUUUUAUUCUUUGACAGCGUUCGCACCGCCAGUUAUAACAAGUAUUAUGUGAGGUAGCUACUUUCUUUUUGUAUUUUGCGGUAUUAUUACUGUAAUUAGGGAUCCUCUUUGAUGUAUGGAUUAUUAUAUUUUAGCUAAAAAUAAAGUUGGUUUAAAAUAA